Tigriopus californicus is the source of this 1125-nucleotide messenger RNA. RefSeq lists its product as uncharacterized. The transcript is spliced from 3 exons. The record is from RefSeq and is a predicted model, not a curated record. Lineage: Eukaryota; Metazoa; Arthropoda; Copepoda; Harpacticoida; Harpacticidae. Bases 486 to 1064 code for a protein of 192 amino acids.
AACACAUAUUCAGUUCCAUUCUCACUGCCCAUGAAGUCAGUUGGCCUUCAACCCUGGUCAUAAUCACUGCAUUGACGGACUUGCAUAAGAAAGUGAUCAUGAAAGGCUUACAUUUGUUCUCUUUAGUUUUUUCCGUUUUUUGCUUGGGAUAUAUAUGCCCAAGAGCGUCAGCCAACCUUCGCUCAUCUGGAGCAAUUCUAUAUCAAGAAUGGAUUGGCGUUGGAUGGCGAAGAGGCUCGUCUGGCUCUUUUGGAAGAUCAAAGACGAAUCAUCGCCCUCAUGAGGACCGAUCUUCGAGGCGAUCCCAUGGCCCUACCCCAAGGAGAUGCCCCAUACACCAACAAUAUCAAUCCUCCCAUUUGGGAACCGCAUUUGUCCAACCAGGAAGUGAAAGGCCGCAUGGCAAUGACAAAAGUUACUUUCAAGGAUAAAAAGGAUUUUCUCCACCCUAAUGUGAAGCUCAACCUCUUAUAGCCACCACGCCCAUGCCACCACCUCCAACGACGACAACUACGACUACGACAAAAGCUCCAUGCCAAUCUCUCCUAGCCCCACCUCCUACGCCGCCUCCUUGUCCGAAUCGAAUUACAACGCCCGCCCCGUAUGAUCCACCUUGUGCUCGAAGAGAGUACAACAGGAAUUUUCGAUCUCAAAAUAACCAAUACCAAGCCAGACCACACCUUGAGCUGCAAGACACCGUGAACGCUUUGGAAGGACACAACCUGCAGACCAUGCUCAAAGGCCAACCAAUAACGACGACGAUCAGAACCAUUCACAUGGAACCAGCAAGAUCUGUGCAACAAGUGAGGUCUAAUUUCGGUCAACCUGGUCAACCCAAAAGAGAAGAAACAGCCGGAAAAUCUCAAUGGCUUCAAGAAGGAUCUGCAAUAAGCGCUCCUCCACCCAGAUCGGCUCCGACCUUGCUCUUGUACAAGUCAUUCUUUAAGAAUGAUAACGUGGGUCACUCUCGAAAUGAGACGGAGAGAAGUCCCAAGAAUGCGCUUCAACGUCGGGGAAGGACUACUGGCAGACGAGGGAGAAGUCACCAUUCAAGGAGACAGUAAUUGAAUUAUCAUAUUUUGUACCACAUUUAGCAAUAUACGAAAUGAACAUGCAGUAACUAUA